AUGUCUACAUCUUUGCGUCUUGGUCGCCGAGUCAUUGGGCAAGGCCCUGAGAGACAAAUAUUCGCUGGCGACGGGAUGCUUCAUGGAAAUCCUCCAAUUUGCAAAACAAGUGCAGAGCUAAGUCUCGAAAACAAUCUACAGGUCGCUACCCAGCCUUCAGCCCACGCCAAGUCAGGCCAACUUGCCCCCGGUUCCCAGGAUGCCAAACCCCGUCUGCUUCUGAUGGGUCUCCGCCGGAGCGGAAAGUCUUCCAUUGCAAGCGUCGUGUUUCACAAGAUGCCUCCCAAUGAGACACUCUUUUUGGAAUCUACCACUCGCAUCCAGAAAGACUCUAUCCACUCGUUCAUGGACUUUCAGGUCUGGGAUUUCCCCGGUCAGCUUGAAUAUCUUGAGCCGUCUUUCGAUCUGGAGGACAUUUUUGGCAGUCUUGGUGCUCUCGUGUGGGUCAUUGAUGCCCAGGAUGACUACCUCGACUCGGUCGCUCGUCUCAACCGUACCAUCUUGACUGUCCAGCAGUACUAUCCGAACAUCAAUAUUGAGGUGUUCAUCCACAAGGUGGACGGAAUUUCUGAUGAAUACCGCACGGACACCUUUCAGGAUAUUGUUCAGCAUAUCUCUGAUGAGCUCAGCGACGCCGGCUAUGAGAACGCCCCGGUUCAUUACUACCUUACAUCCAUUUACGAUUACUCCGUCUUCGAGGCUUUCAGCAAGGUCAUUCAGAAGCUGAUUCCUAACUUAUCCACUCUGGAGAACUUGAUCAACACCCUGUCCAACAACUGUGGAUUUGAGAAGACCUAUCUCUUUGAUGUCUUGAGCAAGAUCUACAUCGCCUCUGACACUCGUCCUGUUGACAUGGCAUGCUAUGAGAUGUGCUCCGACUACAUUGAUGUCAUCGUGGAUAUUUCCGAGUUGUAUUCUUGGGACCACCCGGAUCGCAAGCCUAAGGGAGACCAGAUUCAAGAGGCGGAAAGCCAUGUUGUUCUUCAUGACGAGACCAUGAUUCAUCUAAUGGAGAUGAACAAGUACCUCUGUCUCGUUUCCGUCAUCCGCAACCCCGAGGCCAAAGAGAAGAAGGGGCUGAUCGACAUGAACUGCCGUACCUUCCAGGAUGCCCUCAAUGACGUGUUCUCUCGCAGCUGGGAGCAAGACCAGGAGGGGGAACAGGGUGACGAUGCUCAGGGAACUCGAGUUUUCCAUGACAUCCAGGACGCCCCGGGGGCCCAGGAAAUCCAAGCGGAGCAGAGCUCCAGCACCUGA
Messenger RNA from Aspergillus wentii DTO 134E9, 1257 nucleotides. RefSeq names its product GTR/RAG family Ras-related GTP-binding protein. The transcript has 4 exons. NCBI's taxonomy places the organism in Eukaryota, Fungi, Ascomycota, Eurotiomycetes, Eurotiales, Aspergillaceae. The coding region runs from base 1 to 1257 and encodes 418 amino acids. The record is from RefSeq and is a predicted model, not a curated record. Gene Ontology annotation, molecular function: GTPase activity; GTP binding. Gene Ontology annotation, biological process: positive regulation of TOR signaling; cellular response to amino acid stimulus; regulation of autophagy. Gene Ontology annotation, cellular component: nucleus; fungal-type vacuole membrane; Gtr1-Gtr2 GTPase complex.